Messenger RNA from Penaeus indicus, 750 nucleotides. RefSeq lists its product as uncharacterized. Bases 1 to 750 code for a protein of 249 amino acids. The record is from RefSeq and is a predicted model, not a curated record. NCBI's taxonomy places the organism in Eukaryota, Metazoa, Arthropoda, Malacostraca, Decapoda, Penaeidae. The transcript is spliced from 2 exons.
AUGACAGAGCAGACUGCACCCCCAACCCCUAUCCCUCCACCAACACUGCACCCCCGAUCCUUCUACCUACACUGCAUACCCCCUCCCCCCACUAAGACUGCACCCCCAACCCCUAUCCCUCCACCAACACUGCACCCCCGAUCCUUCUACCUACACUGCAUACCCCCUCCCCCCACUAAGACUGCACCCCCAACCCCUAUCCCUCCACCAACACUGCACCCCCGAUCCUUCUACCUACACUGCAUAUCCCUUCCCCCCACUAAGACUGCACCCCCAACCCCUAUCCCUCCACCAACACUGCACCCCCGAUCCUUCUACCUACACUGCAUACCCCCUCCCCCCACUAAGACUGCACCCCCAACCCCUAUCCCUCCACCAACACUGCACCCCCGAUCCUUCUACCUACACUGCAUACCCCCUCCCCCCACUAAGACUGCACCCCCAACCCCUAUCCCUCCACCAACACUGCACCCCCGAUCCUUCUACCUACACUGCAUACCCCCUCCCCCCACUAAGACUGCACCCCCAACCCCUAUCCCUCCACCAACACUGCACCCCCGAUCCUUCUACCUACACUGCAUACCCCCUCCCCCCACUAAGACUGCACCCCCAACCCCUAUCCCUCCACCAACACUUCACCCCCCAUGCCUCUACCUCCCCCCUCCCCCCACCAACACUGCCCCUCAUCCGUCUAUCUACACUGCAUACCCCCUCCCCCCACUAAGGUUGCACCCCCUAUCCCUCUACUAG